Molecule: messenger RNA, 7531 nt
Organism: Nycticebus coucang (slow loris)
Lineage: Eukaryota; Metazoa; Chordata; Mammalia; Primates; Lorisidae
Gene: GABRG1
Product: gamma-aminobutyric acid type A receptor subunit gamma1
Exons: 9
Coding region: 348-1745 (465 amino acids)
Biological process (GO): signal transduction; gamma-aminobutyric acid signaling pathway; chloride transport
Cellular component (GO): GABA-A receptor complex; neuron projection; dendrite membrane
Molecular function (GO): GABA-gated chloride ion channel activity; GABA-A receptor activity; inhibitory extracellular ligand-gated monoatomic ion channel activity
Source: RefSeq, a predicted model, not a curated record
UCAAGGCCGCUCAAACGUCUCUCCUCCGCUGCCCCGGAGGAGAGGUUUGUUUUUCUUUUAGAAAAACGCAGCCCUUUUUCCUACUGGGCUCAAUUUCUAGUAGGGGAAGCCCCGCCUCCGUGGGCGAUCGAUUGGCCCAAGUCUGUUUAAGAUAAUUUAUGCGGCGUCCUGCCGCUCUGAUUGGCUCCCCGUUUGAUUUCACGGGGAGGUGCGUCCUACCUGGUCCGGAGGUGUAUCGCUUUCCCGCACUCUCCCGUCCGGACUCACCCGGCGGCUGCUGAGGUGGGAGGAAAAGUCCCGGCUUGCAGAAUUGAUCUAGUGCAGCACAAACAGAAAAAGCGACCCCGAUGGGUUCUUGGAAAGCUUUUCUCUUCUCCCCCUUUCUUCUGUGGAAUCAAAGUAGAGGGGUGAGGUUGAUGUUCUUGUUACUGGCCCUGCAUCUGGGAAAUUGUGUCGAUAAAGCAGAUGAUGAAGAGGAUGAGGAUUUAACAGUGAACAAAACGUGGGUUUUGGCUCCAAAAAUACAUGAAAGUGAUAUUACACAAAUUCUCAAUUCACUCCUUCAAGGUUAUGACAAUAAACUUCGUCCCGACAUAGGAGUGAGACCUACUGUAAUUGAAACUGAUGUUUAUGUAAACAGCAUUGGACCAGUGGAUCCCAUAAAUAUGGAAUACACCAUCGAUAUCAUUUUUGCCCAAACCUGGUUUGACAGUCGUUUAAAAUUCAAUAGUACCAUGAAAGUGCUUAUGCUUAACAGCAAUAUGGUAGGAAAAAUUUGGAUUCCUGACACUUUCUUCAGAAACUCAAGAAAAUCUGAUGCUCACUGGAUCACGACUCCUAAUCGUCUGCUUCGGAUUUGGAAUGAUGGACGAGUUCUGUAUACCCUAAGAUUGACAAUUAAUGCAGAAUGUUACCUGCAACUUCAUAAUUUUCCUAUGGAUGAACACUCCUGCCCAUUGGAAUUUUCAAGCUACGGAUACCCUAAAAAUGAAAUUGAGUAUAAGUGGAAAAAGCCCUCUGUAGAAGUGGCUGAUCCUAAAUACUGGAGAUUGUAUCAGUUUGCAUUUGUAGGGUUGCGGAACUCAACUGAAAUCUCCCACACAAUCUCUGGGGAUUAUGUGAUCAUGACAAUUUUUUUUGACCUGAGCAGAAGAAUGGGAUAUUUCACCAUUCAGACCUACAUUCCUUGUAUCCUGACAGUGGUUCUUUCUUGGGUAUCUUUUUGGAUCAAUAAAGAUGCUGUGCCUGCAAGAACAUCACUGGGGAUCACUACAGUUCUGACCAUGACAACGUUGAGCACAAUUGCCAGGAAGUCUCUACCCAAGGUGUCUUACGUGACCGCCAUGGAUCUCUUUGUUUCUGUUUGUUUCAUUUUUGUAUUUGCAGCCUUGAUGGAGUAUGGAACCUUGCAUUAUUUUACCAGCAACAAAAAAGAGAAGAUUGCUAGAGACAGAAAGCUGAAAAAUAAGGCCUCGACAUCCCCUGCUGUCCAUCCUGGAUCCACCCUGAUUCCGAUGAACAGCAUUUCUGUGCCGCAAGGAGAAGAGGAUUAUGGGUAUCAGUGCUUGGAGGGCAAAGAUUGUGCCAGCUUCUUCUGCUGCUUUGAAGAUUGCAGAACAGGAUCAUGGAGGGAAGGAAGGAUACACAUACGCAUUGCCAAAAUUGACUCUUAUUCUAGAAUAUUCUUUCCAACAGCUUUUGCCCUGUUCAAUCUGGUUUACUGGGUUGGCUAUCUUUACCUAUAAUUUCCAAUUCAUAGACAAAAAUCAUUAAGUGUCACUAAAUCCAAUAUAAUCUUUUCUACUUCAGUAACAUGAAGUUUAAAUUUAAAAUGCAAAGAAACCAAUGGUUAGAAUUUGAAUUGUAUUGCAGUUAUUUUCAGACCUUCAUAGGUAAAUACAGUAACAAUUUACAUGAAAGCGAUUAGUGCAAAAUGAAGCAUAUUAAAAUAUGAUUAUAUAUUUUUACUUUAAUUUUCUUUAACUUACAUCCUAUUAUAUUUUGAGUUUGUAUUUUCCAUAAUCCAUGUUUUUUAACAUCAGUUUUUUAAAUCCAUAUUUUAAAGAUGGGAUAAUUUUAAUACAUAUUGUAUUUAAAUAUAAUCUAUAUUACUCGUAAUGUGAGACUACUAUCUAAUAUUUAUGUAGUAAUUUUUUUUCACUUACAAAAGGUUGUCAAUUUAAUUUUCUUCUUGCUUUUUAUUUGUAUGUCCUGUUAGGAAUAUAGUUAUUUAAAAUCAUAAAGCCAUGAUAUUCUUGGAUUUAUUUCCAAGUUUUACUCCCAAGAAGAAAUUGAUUUAUGUUUAAAUUAUCAAUUAUAAAAGACUUAUGCAAAGGCUGAUUUUAACUGUCUUGAACCCAGUACAUUUUCUGACACAAUAUUAAAUAGAACUCCAGUUACAUAUACUUUGGUGAUUUGCAAACUUGAUGGAAACCACCAAAGUCAUUUUUUUUUUAAAGUUGGGUGAAAUCAGGAAAACUGUUAAAUUUAACCAUUUUAUUCUCUGCCCUAGAGCAUUUACAAAGUAUGAAGAGGUUAACAUUGAAAUGUCAAAUAUACCAAACAAAUUAAAUGCAGAGAUAAAUUAUGACUUUUUUUCUUUCUAUAAGAUUGUGACAGCUCUUAAGUUAACAAAACAUUAAGGCAUUGAAGAACACUGGUUAUACUUACUAAUAUGGUUAAAGAAUUAACCAUUAACUUUUCAACCUGAAAAGUUGAGCUGCAGGUCAUAUUUAGAAUAUUAUCUUCAGUCUGUAUUAUUAUCAAUUUUAUACCAGUAAUUUUUGAGGAACAGUUUUAAUCCUAAAGGUGUCAGGUAUUACCUUUUCCAACUUCAAAGUUCAAGACCUAGUCAGUUUAUGUCCUUUUUCUAUUUAAUCUUUUUUUUUUUUUUUUUGCAGUUUAUACCAGGACCGGGCUUGACCCCACCACCCCCGGUAUAUGGGGCCGGCACCCUACUCUUGAACCACGGGCGCUGCCCUACUUAAUCAUAUAUAUAUAUAUUUUUUUUUUCCCUUUGUCGCCCUUGAUAGAGUGCUGUGGCAUCAUAGCUCACAGCAACCUCCAACUCUUGGGCUUAAGCGAUUCUCUUGCCUCAGUCUCCCAAGUAGCUGGGACUACAGGCGCUUAAUCAUAUUUUUAAAAAUGAGGUUUCACUCUGUCACCUGGGCUAGAUCACAAUGGCACAAUCAGAGCUCAAUGCAGCCUCAAACUCCUGGGUUUAAACAAAACCAGGCAAAUUUUCUUUUUUGUUUUCAUUUUAAGAGAUGGAGCCUCACGCUGUCACUGAGCCGGGAAUGCAGUGGUGCAAUUAUAGCUCACUGUAACCUUGAACUCCUGGCCUCAAGGGACCCUCCCAUUUCAGACUCCUGAGUAGCUGAGAUGACAGCCAGGAGCCACUGUGCUCAGCCCUGUGAGUUUUACAAGUAUAAUAUAAAUUGUUAUAAUAUUAUUUUUUCUAGAAAAUCGGAGCAGCCUCAAAAAUCAUGUUAAAGGUGGCUUUUUUGUUUUUUUAGAGGCAUCUUUAGCGAACAUGAGAAUGGGAGCUCUCUAAAUUCUUAGAGGCAGGAAUAGAUAAAAUUCCUUGUGAAGUCUCAGUGUAGACAAAGCCUGUCAGCUAAUGGUUUUUAAAAUGUCCCUCUUGUUAAGAGGAGCGUUAACUGUAGCCUUUAGUCAUUCAAAUCCUGAAAGUGGUUUGACGUGUCAAUUGUUUAUAGGAACUCAAUAGUCACAACCUAAUUUUUUGGAUAAUCACCACAGUCAGCUUGGCAACAACCUUUAAAAACUGUUUCCAUUGCCACGAGCAACUGUCAGGAUGAAGAAUUUUAUGACCACAGUCUGUCUUCAGGUUUGAGAAGGAAGCUCUCACCUGGGCACUGGAUAUUCUAGUUUUAAUGGGACAAUUUUCCCCUAAGAUUAGUGGAUACCUGUGAGGCUCCAGCAUGAUUAUACUUCUGAUUUCUGACUAUAUGGGGCUUUUCAUUUUAAUUUAAAUACAGUUUACUAUGUGUUCCCAGCUAAAUUUUUCACUUUGUCUAUAAGUCUUUGAAAAAAUAAACAUGGACUGAAUAAUAAUGCCCAACAUCCACCGACACUGCUUUUAAUUGAAUGCAGAGCCAAAGUAAACAUUGGCCAUGUACAUAUUCACAUUCAGGCGAUUCGUAGUACAUUCAGUUUUAUAAUAUUGAGUCAUGAUCGAUAUUCUUAUGGUAACCAUUCAUUUAGAGAAAAAUAAAAGGUAAAGCACUCAAGAAGAAAAGACCACUAAAAUGUGGAAUGGCGCUUUUCCUGUUUUGAGCUGUAUCCUGCUCGUUUUCAUGGGGCAGUUUUGAUUUGGGGAUUCUUUCAAGUGUAACUGAGCAUGACUUAAAAAACAAAAAACGACUUAAAAAUGCUUGAUAUAAAUAGCCUUGAUUUUAUCAUUCGUGUUUCAUUAACUUGGCUUUAAAUGCUGUCAAUAUUUACAGGUGGAAACAAACUUGACACAAACAUGAAAGAUGUUUUUCUAUCGACAUUCCUUGUAUAUACCAUUAAAACAAGCACUUGGUUUUCAAAGCAAGUGGUAUUUUGAACAGUUUUAUUUAAAUAUGCAGAACAGAGAGGUGUGAAAAUCUUAACAGUUUUUAAAACACAAAAUGAAAAGGUAAAAAUGCACUUAGAUUCCUUUUUUAAAAAAUCAAAUCAAGCUUAUUUCAAGUAGGAUGUAGUGCAAUGCCUUUCCCUCUACUCUUCCAAAUACUAGUUUUACCAUCUUGAGGAUGGUUUUAGAAUCUUUCUCUUUCCUCAGGUGAAUUAUACCUUAAUUUAUGAGAUUCACUGGGACUUGAAUUUCCUGGAUGCUUUAAAUGUUUUUACAUAACAGACCAAAAAAAUGUGGAUCUAAAGGAUGUAGGGAUGACUAGAGCAGAUGGAUUUGAGAUCAGUUGGAAAAAUGGUAAUUCACCUGUAGACUCAUUCUCUGAGUAUGUGACCAGGAUCUAGAAGUUCUAGGGGAAGUGUGAUGGACAUAUUUUUAUUCUCAUAGAUUUAUGGUUAUAUUUGGUUUAUCCUCAAAUUGCAUUGUCAAAAUUAGCGCUCACUUGAAAUUAAUUGCUAUCAUGCAAAAUAGUUUCCAAGAAAAAAGUGCAUAAAUUACCUGAGAAUUCAGUAGGGAAAGGAAAAAAUUCUUUGGUAGAUGUAGCUAAAUGUAAAGUUUGAUGUAAGUGAGAAUUAGACAAUUGGUUGGAUAUAUUUUAAGUUAAAGACAGAUUUCAUUAAAGACCUUAAAAUGUUAUCAACUUCAAAUCAAAGCAUAGUAAAUGUGUGUAAAUAUACAGGCAAUUGUAAGGGUUUUUUUCCUCCCAUUUGUGCUCCUGUAUUCUGGCAUUAAUAUAGCAUCAUAAAAUAAACUAUAUAUUUUUCUUAAGAAUAAGAAUAACAUUGAGGGCUUCCUUGUUGCCAGUGGUUCAGCAGACAAUCACACAGCUCAUACUGGUAAAUAUAAACUGUUUUCCAGGUCAAGAUGUUGUAACAAAAUGCAUCCUAUUCUUUGCACAAAAGACAAGUUUCAGAUAAGAUUUGUUAGGGUAAAAUUUAAAUCAAUAACCAGAAAUUGAAUAAACAUAAUAAAUGAAUAAAUACACAGAUAGAAUAAUCAAAGUUCUAUGCCAGUGUGUAUUUUUAACCUUGUAAAAUUUCUUGUGACAAGACACCGUACCCAAAAUUAUUUCAUUGGUCUGAACACCUGGGAUGAAGUGACACAACAGAUACUUAAUGAUUUAGCUUUUGUCUUACUACAAACAUUUUGAAGAUAAUUUCUAACCAAGCUAUUUUUUCUUUACAUCAUCAAAUUCGUUGCUUGUCAUGAUCAUACCGUAUGCGGCCACACACACUUGCUAUUAUAUUUCUGUUGGUCGUUCUUUGUUACUUUUUAUUGCUAAAGAGGCCAAGGGUGACCUCUGUUCAGUUAUUAAAGCCAUUACCAAAUUUCCAUCAAAGAUAUGCCAAAUGCAGUUUCCAAACACCAUGGGCCACAUUCGUGCUGUAGGGUAGGUUCUGCCUUUCUGUGUGUGCAUUUCGGACACAAGGUAACCUAAUUCAGAUAUUUAUGCAGCAAUUUCUAUGUAAAAUGGACUGUUCUAGAUAUAAUAGGGAAUGUCUAGAUUAACUCUUAAAGAAUGUAUACUUUAGUGAGACAACAGGAGUAAUUAUAAAAUUUAAAAGAAACUCUGGAAAGUUUUCAUGGAGGAUAUGUUUUUAAGGAUGACAGCUUUAGGAUUCAACAGGUGAAAUAAACAGAGAUCACAAUUUCCAGUUGGAUAAACAGUGUUAACACUUUAAUAAACAGAAGUUAGGGCAAAAAGUAAAAUUCCACCUUCGUUGGAGGGGAAGAUUCUUAGAGAGACAAUCAAAGUUAGAAAGAUAAGACCAAGAGGCAGGAAUAAAAAGUGUGGGAUGCUAAGUGAUAAUAUAAAUUCAUUAAGCAUUUACAGAAAUACUGGAUUGCAAAAGAGCCACUAAUAAAACCGUAGAAGUUUUGUCUUAGUGCUGUGUGAUGUUUGAAGCAAGAAAAGCCAGCUAGGAAGCUACUAUAACAUAGGAGGUGAGAGGGAGUGCAGAUACACACUCUAAUUACAGAAGUCUUUAUAGAGAGGGGGAAAGAUAGCCCUGAAUAAGAAAAGUAAACUGGCAGACAUUAGCUUCAAUUAUGAAGCAAUGUAACUGAGACACACGGUGGGUCAAGCAAAAGGAAUAACACAUGUUUGUGUGUGAACAGACACGAAAACACUAUUUCUCAAUGUAUGACAAGCUUCUUUGCUGUUGUAUUUUCAUCCAAUGCUUAUUUCUUUUCUAUUUGUUUAUUGUUUUUUUCCUACAUAAGAGAUAAAGAAAAAUAAUCUCUGAAGUGUAAAGCAUAAGGUAAUCCAGAUUAUUAUUAUUUUCAAAAGAUCUGUUCCUUAUUAAAAGGGCUUUCUCUUCAAGCAGAGCCUUUUUGCUUUCUAACUGAAAAUGAAAAUCAGAAAGAGACGAGAAGCGUGACUAGAAACAGCGGACUGCUUCCAUCCACAGCUGCCUGUUCCUAGCCAACUCUUCAUCAGCUGGGUUUCUAACUGUGAAUAAAAAUACUCCACUAUGGGAUCAAACAAAUCUGGAAAAUUGAUUUCUGAUCCUCAAACAAUUUUUGGACUAUUUGUCUCAUAAUAAAUAGUAUUCUUAUCAUGGGAUAAUGAAAUGUACCUGGCUCCUUUGAAUCUGUAACUAGCAAAGACUGUGAUAACUGAAAGGCAGGGAAGCAAAAGCGCUAACCAAUGGACUUCUAAGACAUGAUUUACCCGGAUGGAAAUACUUGGGGUCUUGACAAUGCCCUGUAAUUACUGUGAUUUGCACCCAUUAAGUCUGUGCGCUUACUCCGUAUAAUAAAUUUCUCUGGCAUGUGAGUGUAACGGCGUCUGUUCUCUCUCAGCCUCACCACGUGGAGAAGCCUUUGCGGCUUCUAAAGCUAAAGCUUCUCAGUCUUUCAAAGCAUUCUGUACUUUCAUGACCUACGUACAAA